GUGUUUCCGUGUGAAGUAAAAACAGAGCAUUUCUCCUCUGCUCUCCCAACCUCUCGCAUACCUCCCUCGUCCUCACCAUUUUCUUGCCCAUUUUCUUCCUUACUCUGCUACAUCUCUCUCUCUCUGGGUUUCUGAAACUGAGCCGUGAAAAAUCAGUUUUGAACUGAUCAUGUAUAAGUCAAAGCUGCAAGAACUGUGCCACCAGAGGUUCUGGGGCAAGCCCCAGUACUCGUGCUCUAAGGAUGGUCCGGACCAUAACCCUCGUUUCAAAGCUUCUGUGCGCGUCAAUGACGUCUACUUCGACUCCCCCACCGACUGCAAAUCCUCCAAGAGCGCCUACAACCAUGCUGCCAUGCUUGCAUUUACUUACUUCACUUCUGCCUCUCCUGGCCCUUCAAUGGCGACUGCGGAACCCGUCACAGGAGAACCACAGACAGACGAAACACAACAGAGCUCAGAGUUUCAUUUGAAUGCUUUGUGUGAAGAAGAUGCAAGAAGUGUCUUAAGAAGUACACCCAUCCUUGCAGAUUUGCAUUAUCAGUACAAGAGCCAGCUACAGAACUAUGCUCAAAGGAAAAAUCUUGAGUUACCCUUGUAUUCUCAUAAGGGCGAGGGCCCAUCUCAUGCCCUGCGCCAUACGGCUAUGGUUACCGUAGAUGGACUUACCUUUGAAAGCCCCGAGUCUUUCAGCACUCUAAAAGAAGCAGAGCAUGCUGCUGCAAAGGCUGCUUUGAUGUCUUUGUUGCCAGAUGACCCCCAAGAGGAUUACCAUGGUUUUUACAAGAAUCUCUUACAGAGGCUUUCUCAAAAAGAUGGUCUUUGCUUACCAGUAUACAAAACAGGCAAGUCUGGCAAGCCUCACAUGCCCACAUUUGUUUCAACCGUGGAAAUCGGAGGGGAGAUUUUUCAUGGGAAAGGAGCCAAAUCCAAGAAACAGGCUGAAAUAAAUGCUGCAAAGGUUGCUUACACUACUUUUAAGGGAAGAAAAAGGACUCCAAGUAGUGAGUUUUCUUCCCCUUGUUCCCCAAAAGAUGAAGCUCCAAAUCCCAAUAUUCAAUCUCCUGCACUGCUUGACAUGCGUAAAUCAGUUGAGGAAAGGAGAAGUACAUAUGCUUCAUUGUUUAUCUCUUCCAAACAAGGUCCAUCAUCUUCAGCUAUGACAGAGCCUCUUAACCUCUCUGCUAUCUCAAUAUCAGAUUCAAACACAGGCAAGACCACGGGAAUAAAGAGUUAUUUGCUAUGCAACAAGGUUAGAGUCUACACAUGCCUUCCAGAUAUUGCAUUUCCUGAAGGCAUUACGGUGCUGCCCAUCAGCGAUGACAAGUGGGUCGCUGUGAACCUGGAAUUCCCCAAUGAAUGAGAAGGAUAACUUACAUACUGGAGAUGUCUGUAACUGUUGAAUUUUAUCCCCUUGAACCUAUUUAUUAUAGCAAUGUAAUUGAGUUAUUGGUAAGUAGUUGAGUUGCCAGAUUCAACUACUGUCUUAAUCAUAUAAAGUUUUCCUGUGUUAGAAUUCUAGUGUCCUGCAUGUUAAGAUGGUAUUACAGUUUUAGCUGAACUUGUCCAUCUGCACUAGAUUUGUUGCAACUUUGAUGAAACCAAUGGAUUGGGAGAUAAUGUAGCAUUUUAUGAUCAGGCUUUCAUGACA
Malania oleifera is the source of this 1648-nucleotide messenger RNA. RefSeq names its product double-stranded RNA-binding protein 1-like. The transcript has 5 exons. The coding region runs from base 170 to 1360 and encodes 396 amino acids. The record is from RefSeq and is a predicted model, not a curated record. NCBI's taxonomy places the organism in Eukaryota, Viridiplantae, Streptophyta, Magnoliopsida, Santalales, Ximeniaceae.